Molecule: messenger RNA, 2696 nt
Organism: Spea bombifrons (plains spadefoot toad)
Lineage: Eukaryota; Metazoa; Chordata; Amphibia; Anura; Pelobatidae
Gene: CCDC170
Product: coiled-coil domain containing 170
Exons: 13
Coding region: 60-2354 (764 amino acids)
Source: RefSeq, a predicted model, not a curated record
AGAGACAUCCUGCAGCCAGACUCCAAUUUCCCUGGGACUUCCAUUUGUUCCCCCCAAGGAUGAGCACCAGCAGCUUGAACCUCGAUGCCGAUCACUCGUCUUUACCCAGCUUCCCAAGAGCAGAUGCAGCCCAUGUAAGCAGACGUAUUGACGCCAAUAGCAAUGCAGCUUUUCGCACUCACUCCCCGACUAUACCUACUUUGGGAGGUGACUCUGAGGCACAAGAGCAGUUUAACCUAUACAGAAGAAACAUGGACAUCAUGGAUGAUUUAUCUUCAACUCGGAAUGCUGGAAGGAGCAGAAGCAGAAGAGACCUAUUAAAGAGCGCCUAUGACCCUCUACUUCUGGAUAUUCCUGUCACUCGAGAGCAAGUAAAUCACUACCGAACAAUUGCAGAAAAUGCUCAUAGUGAACUGGCAGCCCUGCAAGUGAAAUUUGAGACUGCACAGUCAGAGUUGUUCGAUCUCAGGAGCAGGCUGUCCUCCAGAGACGUUUCCCUUCAGGAGCUAAAGUCUGAAGUAGAAAAUUACAAGGAAAACAAUGCAAGACAGGCCUCAAUAAUUACCUCUCUACGAGGCAGGAUGCAGGAAUCAGAAGAACAAUCAGGGUUGCUUGCCACUUCCAAGACAAGAGCAGAUUUGGCCAUGCAGGCAACUCUGCAGGAGAAUCAAGACCUCAAGGAAAAAAUCCAAGAUUUGGAAUCUAGGAUAAAGACUUAUCUGACUCAGUGGGAGGAUAGCAAGAGCCAAGUAUCACGGUACAGUAGAAGCCAUGGACAUUUUUUGGCCGAACUCUCUGCUUGUCUGGAUUUUGACAUUAAAGGAAAAGAUGACUCAGAAGAACUGCUGAUUUCAAAGGUUGUAGGACUUUGUAAAGAUAAUGCUGAAUUAAAAGGCCGUGUGGCAACUCUGGAGGAAACUAAUAAUGUCCAUGAUGCAGAAUCCAGAGCCAGCAGAGAAACUAUCAUGAGGCUUGUUAAAGAAGUUAGCAGAGAACAAAAAAAAGUUUCAUCGCUUACUCAGCAAAUGGAUGUUCUUCACAAGGAUCUCGAAAGUGCCACAGAUGCCAAACACAGUCUUGAGAGGGAAAUAAAAUUACUGCAAGACAGGUUAAAUGCUUCCCAAAGGGCUUUUGAAGCCAGCAAACAAGAGCUAAACCAGGCUAAGAAAAGUUCAGCUGAGCUCGAUAUAACGUUGAAAAGCAGAGCUGGGGAAGCCAAGGCAGCUCACAGUCUGUUUGAGUCGUUCAAAGAAGAAGUUGCAGCAGUCCUGAGUCGAGAAUCAACAACUGUGAAACCAAAGAAAGAGGCCAUUUUGGAAAAGCUGCAAGACUUGGUAAACAGAAUAGAAAGCAAAAACAUGAUGGUAGCUCAGCUAGAAUCGAAAGUUUGCAAACUGCAUGAACAACUGCAGAAUCAGGCUGAUCUCCACCAGGAAGCAUUGCACAGGGCAAAGAAAGCUGAGCAGCAUCUGGAAGAUCUCAGAGGUCGCCUCAAAUUAGCCGAAGGGGAGCUGGUAUCAGGGGAUGUUAUGAGGGACACUCUAAGUUCUGACAAGCAGAAGUACAUGAAGUUCUUGGAGCUACUGUCUGAUAAGAUGAAGGUAGAAAGAGUAAUGGCUGACGUGGGUUUUGACAUGCGUCUUGAUGCAAUUCUUGCCCGAGCUAAUCAGCUAGUUAAGUUGGAAUCGGACACUGUCAUUGAGAACAAGACUCUGGCUCAUGGUUUGCAGAGGAAGUUAAAAGCUCAGAAGGAACAAAUCGACAGCAAAGAAAUUCAUAUGGAACUUUUGAGGAAAAAGAUUGCCCAGUUGGAGGAAGAGAAACAAGUACGAACAGCUCUUGCUGUGGAGAGAGAUGAGGCAAACAUGACAGUCAGGCGACUACAAAAGAAGGUGGAGAGACUACAGAAGGAGCUGAAUACAGCUCUGGGAUCCAAUACUGAACUUAAAGCACGAUUGUCUGACACUAACGAGCUAAAGAUUAAAACACUUGAGCAACAUAAAACCAUAGAAGAGCUGAGCAAAUCUUUGGAUCACAUAGAAAAACUUAAAGGCAAGACUCAGAAGAAGUUGAUCUCUCUUAAAUCAGAACUAGAUUUCACCGAGCAAGAGGCUAAAGAAGAAAAGGAGAGAGCUGGAAAUAUGUUUGAGGUUGUCACCAGUGAACUGAAAACCCUUAAGAAAACAUUAGAAGAGGUUUCUAAGAGAGAAAAGCAGCUGGUAGACUUCCGCGAAGUGGUGUCUCGCAUGCUUGGCUUGAAUGUCAACGUCCUUGCACUUCCAGACUAUGAAAUAAUAAAACGGCUUGAAGGACUGAUCCACACCCACCGCCACCAUGUAGUCUCAUGUGCCUAAACACUUAAAGGUGUAAAAGGAUUAAGAAUUAUAAUAUACCAACAGUUGGAAAAGACCGCUACAACUGGCCUAUUCAUUUUCUUAGCAAUGUUAUGUGCCAUUUGUGUAGAAUUUGUUUUUUAAAUAAUUUUCUUUUAAUUGAGCCAAAUUACUAGAAUAUUGUUACUUUAUAUUAAAAAUCAUAAUGCAGUAUAAUAAAGUGCCUUAUUUUCACUGCUUUCCACAAAACAGCAUUCUUAAACUGUUCUAUUAAAGCUACCAAGGCUUCGGUUGGCCCGAAGACAUAGGGGAAGUUUCUUACGAAUAGUUUCCUGUUUAUUUAUUUCCUGUUUUCCUGACUUA